CAUAAAUACAUCCACUCACCAUCUUUGCACAUCACCCACAUCUUCUAACAGUCUCUAUCUUCUCUCUCUGUCUCUCUGAGUUCUUGAAGGCUAGCUAAGUCCGAAAAUAAUGACGAAGGAUGAGGAAAUGGUGGAAGAUGAGUCGUUCUCCGGAAAGGACUACUUAGACCCACCGCCAGUGAAGACGUUCGAGAUGAGGGAGCUCAAGAAGUGGUCCUUCUACAGAGCAGUCAUAGCUGAGUUCAUAGCUACUCUCCUCUUUCUAUAUGUGACCGUUUUGACAGUCAUCGGCUUCAAGAGCCAGACCGAUACCCAAGCUGGUGGAGGAGCAUGCGCCAGUGUCGGCCUUCUCGGCAUCUCUUGGGCCUUUGGUGGCAUGAUCUUCAUCCUCGUCUACUGCACUGCCGGAAUCUCUGGUGGACACAUUAACCCUGCGGUCACGUUUGGGCUAUUCCUGGCUAGCAAGGUAUCAUUGGUGAGAGCUGUGUCUUACAUGGUGGCUCAGUGUCUCGGAGCCACUUGCGGCGUUGGUUUGGUGAAAGUCUUCCAGUCGACUUAUUACAACCGCUAUGGUGGUGGAGCAAACAUGCUCUCCGACGGAUACAAUGUUGGUGUUGGUGUUGGCGCUGAGAUUAUUGGCACUUUUGUCCUCGUCUACACCGUCUUCUCAGCUACAGACCCUAAGCGAAAUGCCCGUGACUCACACAUUCCUGUAUUAGCACCAUUGCCAAUUGGAUUCUCCGUGUUCAUGGUUCAUUUAGCCACUAUCCCAAUUACCGGCACCGGAAUUAACCCGGCUAGGAGUUUUGGAGCUGCCGUCAUUUACAACAAUAAAAAGGCUUGGGAUGAUCAGUGGAUCUUUUGGGUCGGUCCAUUUGUGGGUGCAGCCAUUGCAGCAUUUUACCACCAGUUUGUGUUGAGAGCUGGUGCUAUGAAGGCCUAUGGGUCAGUGAGAAGCCAACUUCACGAGCUUCACGCUUGAUUUUGUUUUUUCAAACUAUCGAAGAGGUGAAGAAUUAUUUGGGCCAGGAAAAAGAGAGAAAGAGGACCCAAAUCAUGCAAAAGAAAGUUUGAAUGAUUUUAAAAUGUUGGUCGGUACGUGAGUGACAUUGUAGUGUGUCUUAUUUGUGGCGUUGAUGGGAGGUUUGAGUGUAACAAUUUGUAACAUACAAGCUUUCGAUCGUGUGAAUGUAUGUGUACGUUAUUUGAUGCAUAUGCUAUUUUUAUAUCCUCUCUACU
This is a messenger RNA of Capsella rubella, 1239 nucleotides long. RefSeq names its product probable aquaporin PIP2-6. Gene Ontology annotation, molecular function: water channel activity. Lineage: Eukaryota; Viridiplantae; Streptophyta; Magnoliopsida; Brassicales; Brassicaceae. Gene Ontology annotation, cellular component: plasma membrane. The transcript is spliced from 4 exons. Gene Ontology annotation, biological process: transmembrane transport. Bases 110 to 982 code for a protein of 290 amino acids. The record is from RefSeq and is a predicted model, not a curated record.